CUGGGCCAUAAACAUGGUCGCUUGCUCUUGGAAAUUUCAACAUAUUUCCGUGUACAGUAUUUGAGUUAAAUUCCAAUCAAUAAAAGAUCGAAAAGAAACUAGAAAGUGUAAAUAAAUGUCUGGUUUUUACUACUUUGCAAUUGUGGGGCAUAAUGAUAAUCCAGUAUAUGAAACAGAGUUCUCUCCUCAAAUGAGAUCUAGCCACUCCAGUGCAGAAUCUGGUAGAGAUCAGAUGAAGGUAUCACAGUUUGGAGUUUAUUAAUUUUAAAAUAUUUAAUGGAUUUCGAAAAUUUAAUAGUAGAUAUAUAGAAAACAUCAAAGCUGCAUUCCCAAGGUCUUAGUUGCAUGAUACAAACCUUUCACAGUGGUGUAUGCCAGAACAGCCAGAUGCUGAUUCAGGCUGACCCUGGAAAUUGCAUGCCGGAGAUUUCAAGAAUUUAAAUUAAAUAUAGUAUAAUUAAUAGAUUAAAUAGAAAGCAUCAAAAUUGCGCGCCGGCAAUUAGGGGUGCAUCGGAACCAGUUUUUUAAGUUCCGGCCGGAACUGGAUCCGACCGGAACUGGAAAAAAGUUCUGGCCGGAACCGGAACUAAUUUAUUAAUUAGCCAUAUAUAGUCAUAUGUUACUUUGUCCGCUGCCAGAUAGGCAGACACUUCAAGUCAUCAAGGAGAGAGCUCGCAAAUGUUAGAAUAGAAAGAUUGACAAGUGUUAAAUGUCAUAAUGAAGUGUUAAUAGUGUACAUUUCCCUUGCAUAGUCCAAAUUUCUUCCUACUGUGACCUUUUGUUAGACACAAAAACGUUUGAUAUUCUAUCUCUCUGAAAACAACAGACUUCUGUCUUAUGGUCACAGCCACUGCAUUGCUGUUUUGUCUCCUGCUUGACUCACUGACCAUGCUACUUAAUUAGCCUUUCUCACGAACACCAAAAUCCACCAUUUUUGGUUGACUGUCUGUCCUUGUGAAAGAUUCCAGACAAUUCAAACAUGUGAAAAGCAUCUUGUAAUUUAAUUACCAUUAUACAAACAGAACAACUACAAUAUUAAAAAGAUGCAUUUCGUGGUGCGGAAACUCUUAAGGUGGCUCCCUAGGGUUUUAUUCCUGGGGGUUACGUUCUUCGUAUAUAUGUAAACUAUCGCGUGUAUUGUGUGACUUCAAAAUACAGACGAAAGUUGUGCUUUAUAUGGAACUUUUUUUAAACAAAUGUGUGAACUUUGCUUUAGUUUAAAGCAUAAAAAGAGUUCUAAAAUCCACAACAAUACUUGGAUGUGAUGUUUCAGAAGAAGAUAUUAAAUAAAUGUAAAUUUUUUUUUUCAAGCGGUAUUUUGGACGUUUUUGACCACCGUACGCAAGGGUCACAUUCGCGAACAUUGGAUAUAAAGUUUCCUCAAGUAUUUGCAGUGUUUUCUGCACAAUCUAGCAGCACUGAUGACAGUAAAGCACUUAUGAGCCGUCUACGAGUGAAAUGAGCAGGGCCGAAACUCCACAAACAUACCACGUACCGUAUAACUGAAAUUUGAACGGGUGUUUUGUGAAAACAUCGGACGAUAGUAUAUAUAAACUCGCACAGGACGAAUUUUGGCAAACUUUUUCAAAUUAAUACCAACAUUAAGCCAUAAACAGGAAUUACCUAAAUAUAUUUGCCAAUCUUACAUGUAAUAAUCAACACUUAGUUGACCAUUGACCGACACAGUAAAACAGUAUAUCAAACAUAAUUUAUAUUUUGUAAUUUAAUUUUAAAAAAUGCAUGCCUUAGCUUGUUGUUUACGAAAUGCAUGUACACAUAUGUCAGAUGUGAUAAUUGUUCGCGUCACAUUUCGUAAGAAAUGCCAAAAUUGAACCUAAAUUUUUUUAAAACUUCGCACAUUUCUUAAUUAAUAUCGGCUCAACAAAUGCAAUGGCCUUUUUUCUUAAAAUUCAAUUGAAGGGGUAUUUUUUAAUAUUGAUUUUUAAUGUUUUUUAAAUUUUUAUCCGUUGACGGUUUUAUUUGCUUUUGAAAACUGAAUAUUUGCGUCGCGUUGCCGAAUCGCGUCCGGUCUGUGUGGGCCUAAAGGCUGUAAUUUGACUCAUCAGAAUCUACAAGCUAUUAAGAUUCGUUGACUGAAAUUAUCAUCAUGAAUACAAUUCCCAGAAGCAAUUUUGGAUCUGAUGAAUCAAUCAUGUGAAUCUUACAAAGAAACUUUUAAAAACUCUAUUUCAAACUGGAUCACUUUUCUUUCAUUUCCGGAAAAACCUGUUGGCAUUUCUGGAAAAAACGCUUUCUGGAAAAACCGGUUGUCUGUGUUACAAUUAUGUACCACACAGAGCUGUGAUCACUAAAAAACAAGUGGUUAAUUAACAUACGUAGUUUGUGCCUAUAUUAACCACAUUGUCAUAUGUAUACUUACAGUGAUUUCACAUAUAUAUUAUACAUUGAGCAAUAUGUUAAAUUAAUAUUAAAUUAAAUGUAUUUUUUAAACAGAAAAAUAGUGAUCCCCAUUUGCACCAGUUUGUUGUUCAUGCAUCUCUUGAUCUUGUUGAUGAAAUGAUGUGGAGUACAAAUAAUAUGUAAGAAUACUGGGCCUAUAUAUCAUGUUUUUACUGCACGGUUGACUUAAGUGACUGUGCACUUUUGUAUGCAUGGGAGUAAAAUUCAUAUCAGAUGGAAAAAUAGAUUGAUGGAGUCGAAGUUCUGGCAGGAGCUCACAAAUAUUGUUGUCUAGACCUCUAUGACAUAACCAUUAGUGGAGCUUUAAGACAUUCAUAAUUGUUUAUAAAUUAUCUGAAUUAAUAUUAAUUUAUAGUUUUAAUCAUGUCAAUCUGCAUGGGUGGAAGCAGAAUUGAUUACUGGUUUAAAACUACAGUAGUUUGAAUAGGAUUAAUUCCUGGUAAGAUUAUGAAUAUACUUCUGGUAGGAUAUAUUAAUAUUCAAAAUAAAAUAUGGAAGGUUGGAAUAUUAAAUAUAGUAGGACUGGUGCAGGAAUAUUGAAGGAAAAAAUAUUCUGCUUCCAUCCCAAAUGUCAAUGACAUAUGUUCUGACUUAUUGUAUCCAUCCUGGAACCCAAUGAAUGUCUCGCAGACCCCUUCCACGAAUCCACACUCAUUUGCCUUUGUGGAAGAUGACGUGUUGCUAAACCUUUAUCAUAAAAUACACUCAUUUUCGCUGUUUAUAGCCAUUUCUUGCUUAUCAUUUCACAUUUGUCACUGAUCACUUUACACUAUCCUAAUUGGGAUAUCUCUGAGCUCCUUUUCCUUUUCAGGUAUUUAAAAGUUAUUGACAGAUUUAAUGAAUGGUCUGUUUCUGCCUUUGUCACAGCUGGUGAUAUCCUUUUCCACAUUGUUAUAUUUGCAAUAGUUUGUUAAUAUAAUUGUUAUAAUUAGACACUUAUAAUAAUAUGCACCAGCAGGGCUUUCAAAAUUAUUUUAAAUAAGC
Molecule: messenger RNA, 3405 nt
Organism: Paramuricea clavata
Lineage: Eukaryota; Metazoa; Cnidaria; Anthozoa; Malacalcyonacea; Plexauridae
Source: the annotation of a GenBank genome assembly